Acanthosepion pharaonis is the source of this 1032-nucleotide messenger RNA. NCBI's taxonomy places the organism in Eukaryota, Metazoa, Mollusca, Cephalopoda, Sepiida, Sepiidae. The record is from the annotation of a GenBank genome assembly.
AUGUCAAAAAUCUAUCUUAAGUUGAUAUCUAUCUAUCUAUCUAUCUAUCUAUCUAUCUAUCUAUCUAUCUAUCUAUCUAUCUAUCUAUGUUCGACAAAUCAGAUCUAUCUAUCUAUCUAUCUAUCUAUCUAUCUAUCUAUCUAUCUAUCUAUCUGUGUUCGACAAAUCAGAUCUAUCUAUCUAUCUAUCUAUCUAUCUAUCUAUCUAUCUGUGUUCGACAAAUCAUCUAUCUAUCUAUCUAUCUAUCUAUCAUCUAUCUAUCUAUCUAUCAUCUAUCUAUCUAUCUACAAAUCAGAUCUAUCUAUCUAUCUAUCUAUCUAUCUAUCUAUCUGUGUUCGACAAAUCAGAUCUAUCUAUCUAUCUAUCGAUCUAUCUAUCUAUCUAUCUAUUAUAGACAGGUCAGAUCUAUCUAUCUAUUUAUCUAUCUAUCUAUAUAUAUAUAUAUGGCAGAUCUAUCUAUCUAUCUAUCUAUCUAUCUAUCUAUCUAUCUAUCUAUCUAUCUAUCUAUCUAUUAUAGACAGGUCAGGUCUAUCUAUCUAUCUAUUUAUCUAUAUAUAUAUGUGUGUGUGUUCGACAAAUCCUAUCUAUCUAUCUAUCUAUCUAUCUAUCUAUCUAUCUACGAUAGACAGGGCAGAUCUAUCUAUCUAUUUAUCUAUCUAUCUAUCUAUCUAUCUAUCUAUCUAUCUAUCUAUCUAUCUAUCUAUCUAUCUCAAUCUACUCUUUCUUUUUCUCUCUUUCUUUCUAUCUCAGUUUAUUUAUUUCCUUUUUAAUUCUUUCUUUAUUUCUUUCUAUCUAAUUUUCUUUGUUUCUUUUUUCUUUCUUUCUUUCGUUCUUUCUUUCACUCUGUCUGAGUUUCUUUCGUACCUUCUUUCUUUCUUUUUUCCUUACUUCUUUAUUUCUAUCAUUCUUUUGCGAUCUAUCUAUCUAUCUAUCUAUCUAUCUAUCUAUCUAUCUGAAUUCAUAUCUAUCUUAUUUUUCCCUUACAAUCUAUCUAUCUGUGUUUCUUCCUAUCUAUCUAUCUAUCUAUCUUAG